This is a messenger RNA of Equus quagga, 2581 nucleotides long. It is a transcript of the gene FOXJ1, whose product is annotated as forkhead box J1. Gene Ontology annotation, molecular function: DNA-binding transcription factor activity; sequence-specific DNA binding. The record is from RefSeq and is a predicted model, not a curated record. Lineage: Eukaryota; Metazoa; Chordata; Mammalia; Perissodactyla; Equidae. The transcript has 3 exons. Gene Ontology annotation, biological process: regulation of DNA-templated transcription. Bases 308 to 1573 code for a protein of 421 amino acids.
UCGCUCAGAGAGGCGCCGUCGGGAGGGGGGGUGACGAGGGGCGCUAGCGGGGCCCUCGAGCUGAAGGCAGAGAGCCGUGGGGGGUGGGAGAAACUUCUUCCAGAACCUUCCUUUGGCCCAGGCUGCGCUCUGAGCCAGGCACCACAUUCAUAUUCGGAGGAGGCGACCCCCGGGUCGCGGGAUGGAAGCGCGCGUCCGAGAGGCUGUGUAACUGGAGCCGCGGGAGUCAGCGGGCCGGAGAGCGCGGCGGGCCACCCUCGGCUCAGUUCGUGGAUGUUGACCGCCCCCUCGGAGAGUCCCCGCAGACAUGGCGGAGAGCUGGCUACGCCUCUCGGGAGCAGGGGUGGUGGAGGAGGCCGGGUCUGAGGGCAGCCUCGAGGAGCCCGAUGCCCUGGAUGACAGCCUGACCAGCCUGCAGUGGCUGCAGGAAUUCUCCAUUCUCAACGCCAAGGCCCCCGCCCUGCCCCCGGGGGGCACCGACCCCCACGGCUACCACCAGGUGCCAGGCUCGGCGGCGCCGGGUUCCCCCCUGGCGGCGGACCCCGCCUGCCUGGGGCAGCCGCACACGCCCGGCAAGCCCACGUCGUCGUGCACGUCGCGGAGCUCGCCCCCAGGGCUGCAGGCCCCGCCCCCCGACGACGUGGACUAUGCCACCAACCCGCACGUGAAGCCGCCCUACUCUUAUGCCACGCUCAUCUGCAUGGCCAUGCAGGCCAGCAAGGCCACCAAGAUCACCCUGUCAGCCAUCUACAAGUGGAUCACGGACAACUUCUGCUACUUCCGCCACGCUGAUCCCACCUGGCAGAAUUCCAUCCGCCACAACCUGUCCCUGAACAAGUGCUUCAUCAAAGUGCCCCGGGAGAAGGAUGAGCCCGGCAAGGGGGGCUUCUGGCGCAUCGAUCCCCAGUACGCCGAGCGGCUGCUGAGCGGGGCCUUCAAGAAGCGGCGGCUGCCGCCAGUCCACAUCCACCCAGCCUUCGCCCGCCAGGCCGUGCAGGAGCCCAGCAGCACCCCGUGGCCCGGGCCGCUGACCGUGAACACGGAGGCCCAGCAGCUGCUGCGGGAGUUCGAGGAGGCCACCGGGGAGGCAGGCUGGGGUACAGGCGAGGGCAGGCUGGGGCAUAAGCGCAAACAGCCGCUGCCCAAGCGGGUGGCCAAGGUCCCGCGGCCCCCCAGCACACUGCUGCUGACCCAGGAGGAGCAGGGCGAGCUGGAACCCCUCAAAGGCAACUUUGACUGGGAGGCCAUCUUCGACGCUGGCACUCUGGGCGGGGAGCUGGGCACGCUGGAGGCCCUAGAGCUGAGCCCGCCACUGAGCCCUGCCUCGCACGGGGACGUGGACCUCACUGUCCACGGCCGACACAUCGACUGCCCCACUACCUGGGGGCCUCCAGUGGAUCAGGCUGCCGACAGCCUGGACUUUGACGAGACCUUCCUGGCCACGUCCUUCCUGCAGCACCCCUGGGACGAGAGUGGCAGUGGCUGCCUGCCCCCGGAGCCCCUGUUUGAGGCCGGGGAUGCCACCCUGGCUGCUGACCUGCAAGACUGGGCCAGCGUGGGUGCCUUCUUGUAAGAGGCCAGGCCCCGCCCCACCUCUGGACAGUGCCCGAGUCAGGGCCCAGACUGCCCCUCAACACAGGCCCAUGGACACCCUACCACCCACGCAGGGGCUGGGCCAGGUCUCCCAAGGCUGGCCCCGUGAGGCCACAUGGCCCCCAGCCUGGGCUGCCCUCAGAUUCUAGCCCCGGAGGCUGAGAACUGAGGCCCAGGACCAGAAUUGCUGCCUCCCCUCCCCCCCCCCCCCCAUACACACAGUGUUUCAUUGACCCUCAUCUUCCCUGCCCCAGGGACUGCUAAGGGCCCUGCACUGUGAGAGCUGUGGCCUGGAGGGGCCCUGGCCAAGCUGGAGAGCAAUAGUACAGGGCCCGCCCCAGAGCACCUUGGCCUCAAUGUUUCUCCCUUUCCCAGCUUUCCUCCCCAGGUCUCUAUCCAGAGAAAGUUCCCAGGUACAACAAAUGCUAAUUAGAUGACAGCAAAUUAACCCCCUGGAGGCCUCUCCCGGCAAAGCCUCCCUGGGGCUGGGGCAGGCAGGAGAUGGGGCGGAGCUGGGGGGAGGGGCAGAGAGAGGAGACAGAAAAGAGGUGGGGUACCUGGUGGGCAAGAUUUUCUAAGGCUUCUGGGGUCUUCUCCUGGCUCUAUCCCUGGAGGUGGGGCAGAGGGUGUAAAUCCCCAAUCUCUUAGCCAACUUGAGGCUGAGAGCAGCGAGGAGUUGGGCUUCUGGGGGUCUGGGGGCAGGGUCCGCUAAGCUGCAGAGGGGAGUGGGACAGACAGACUAAUGUAGUGAGUGUAGUUAUAGCUAGGUCUUAACAGGGAGGGGCACCGAGCUUGCUGGAACCACUGGGACCAGCUGGGGGGAUCGCCCUGCGCCCCUGCCUGUACUUGUUGGGGGACAGUAUCGUGCUCCACCCUGAGCCCCCUGGGCUGCGUCCCACAUCCACCCUCCUGCCCCAUGGGGCAAUUUAACCUUUUUCAUGGAAAGUUAUUUGCAAUAAAAAUUUUAAAAAAUAAAGUUUUUAAAAAU